Emericellopsis cladophorae is the source of this 594-nucleotide messenger RNA. RefSeq lists its product as uncharacterized. The transcript has 3 exons. The coding region runs from base 1 to 594 and encodes 197 amino acids. The record is from RefSeq and is a predicted model, not a curated record. NCBI's taxonomy places the organism in Eukaryota, Fungi, Ascomycota, Sordariomycetes, Hypocreales, Bionectriaceae.
AUGCUGUCCAACACCCGGGCAGAACAACGCGAUGACCUAAAGCGAAGGCAGAACCUCUACUGUGGACUUGCCAAGACGAUGCUCUCCCUGGCCUCUCUUCCACAACCCCGGAUCGGCGCCUUCCAAUUCCACGCUGACGGCACUAUCACGGUCUCCAACAGACCGCUCACGACGAGCAUUGCCAUUCUCGAAAAUGACGGCGCACCCUGCUGUAUCCCGCGCGACCGUACCUAUGCGGCCGCAGAGUCAUACGUAUCAGACCUGGUGACCUUUCACGACCACCGUCUCUCAUCGAACCGUAACGCCGCCUUCGACGCCACGGACUGUCGCAGCAUGAUGGCGAGCAAGGUCACAUUCCGGGCCGUCGCCCACCGCUACAUUCUCGAGGAUCGGCAGGAGCGCAAGGCCACACCGACGCGGGAGCCGGUCCUGACCAACGUCAUGAAACGGACAUGGGAACACGGAGAUAGCGACGAGUUUGUAGAGGGCAAAGUGCGCGAUUACGAGACGUACUGCGAGGAGCUGAAGAAGCUCUACGCCGACAACGAUGCACCUGCUGGCAAGCAGGCCCCGCUGUUUUGUACUCUUGCAUAA